AUGUAAAAGUUAAUGCCAGGGAGUAAUGGGCAUCUUAAUGAGAAGUUGAAACUAAAUGAAAUUGCUUAUGUAGGUGCUCAUAAUUGUGCAAUGUCGAAAGAGUACGGGUGGGCUUAUGCAUAAUAAAAUGUUACUAUUACUGAUUAAUUUGAAAAAUAUGGAGCUCGACACUUUAAAGUUCCUUUGCAUUGGUAUUAGGAAGGUUAGAGUCCUGAAAUAGCAGUUGCUCAUGAACCUAAUGGACGUUCUAAUUGUAAUUUGACUAUAAUUUAGAGAGGUUUCAAAAAGCCAGAAAAAGCAAGUGUGCGUUUAAAAGAGAUUGUAGAUUUGUCCUUUAAAAAUCCUUAUGAAAUUAUAAUAAUAAAAAUCGAAAGCAAAUUAAUGUGCAAAAGUAAAAGAAAUGGAACAAAGUUUUGGGAUCCCCUUUUAGUGAGUAUUAUGUUGCACAAUUUAUUUGUGCAAAUCAGAGCAGAUCAAAGAGCGAUUAGAAUUGAAAAAGAUGGGGAGAUUCCCACUUUAGGUUGGUGUAGAGAGAACCAAUAGACUUUAUUAAUUUGUAUAGAACCAAAAGAAUAAAUAUUUGGAGAACUAUCGAAAUACACCUAUUAUUCAUAUUCAUUGAGUGCAUAAGUGGAUUGGGAAUUAGACCCUCUUAAGGAUGUAAAAGAUGGAGGAGUAGCAAGAGGCAAAACAAAGGAAGAUACUGGGGAAAUAUUGUCUCCCUUUUUGGAGAUUCAUUAUUGCCCAGAAAACUCAUUAAAGUUAGAUUCUUCAUAUAAGAAGAAGUACAACUCAUACAAUCAUGGCAGAUAGAGAUUUUUGUAAUAUUAUUUCAAAUGCUCGAAAAUGCCGAACUUUUUAGUUGCUGAUUUUAUUGAUUAAGGAAGAUUAUCAGAUAUUGUAGAUGAUGUGAAUUUAAUAAUAAACUCUAAUGGCUUAUUCUAGCCAGAAUUGUUUUAAGUAUUAUGA
Molecule: messenger RNA, 969 nt
Organism: Paramecium tetraurelia
Lineage: Eukaryota; Ciliophora; Oligohymenophorea; Peniculida; Parameciidae
Exons: 3
Biological process (GO): lipid metabolic process
Molecular function (GO): phosphoric diester hydrolase activity
Source: RefSeq, a predicted model, not a curated record